AAAUCUGAAACUAAUAACUCAGUUGAUAUAAUAGAAAUAUCUCAAUAUUUAGCCCAAUUAUAUGAUAAAGCUUUUAUUGCAGAAGAGUGUAAAUUAAAGACAAAUCAAGAAGAAAUACUAUAUUGGUAUCACUAUAAAAAAAAUUUAUAUUUCAG
Messenger RNA from Racocetra persica, 155 nucleotides. Lineage: Eukaryota; Fungi; Glomeromycota; Glomeromycetes; Diversisporales; Gigasporaceae. The record is from the annotation of a GenBank genome assembly.